Messenger RNA from Terrapene triunguis (Three-toed box turtle), 3355 nucleotides. RefSeq names its product threonine--tRNA ligase, cytoplasmic. Gene Ontology annotation, molecular function: ATP binding; threonine-tRNA ligase activity. The transcript is spliced from 18 exons. The record is from RefSeq and is a predicted model, not a curated record. Lineage: Eukaryota; Metazoa; Chordata; Testudines; Emydidae. The coding region runs from base 224 to 2590 and encodes 788 amino acids. Gene Ontology annotation, cellular component: cytoplasm. Gene Ontology annotation, biological process: threonyl-tRNA aminoacylation.
CCAUGGAAAGCCUGAGAUUCAGCCGAGGUCUCUAAGGGCAGGGUUUGCGGGAGGCAGGAUUGUGCGGGGCGCGGUGGCAGUGUUCCCCAGUGCACCUGGCAGAGACGAGCCCCAGGAGCUGCUGCAGUCCCAGCCCAGCCACUCUGGCAGGGACCGGGGAGGAGGGAGCUGAUCGGCGGGAGCUCCCGAAGCUCCCAGCGCCGCAGCGCGGAUCCGGGGGAAGAUGGCAGCCGCCGCAGAAGCCAUCGCCUUGCGCCUGGCCCGGCAGGAGGAGGAGAUCCGCUGGUUAACAGCCGAGAUCGGCCGCCUGAAGGAGCCGGAGCCGGAGCGCGGCCCGGGAAGCAGCAGCCCGGAGCUGCACAGGCUGAGGGCGGAGAACGAGAAGCUGCGCUACCGGCUCCUGCACCUUCGGCGCAGCCUGACAGCUGAGCUGGGCCGCGGGGAGCAGCGACGGCCGGGCCCCGCAGGAGCCAGCAAGAAUACCUCCAAUGCAGGCCUGACUGCCCAAAAUAAGAAGAAAAAGGAGAAGAAAAAAGAAAACGAAGUUGUGAAUGGGCUUAGGAAUGAGCUGCAGUGUGAGCCAAGCUUCAUAGACGACAGGCUGAAGCAUUAUGAAACACUGAAAAAAGAGCAUGAUGCCUUGCUUGCUUACAGAGCAGCCAACCAGAGCAAGCCUAUAAAAGUGAUUCUGACUGAUGGUAAAGUCAUUGAAGGGGAAUCUUGGCAAACGACACCAUAUCAGUUGGCUGCAGGAAUUAGUCGAGGACUGGCUGAUAAUGCAGUAAUCGCCACAGUGAAUGGUGAAUUGUGGGAUCUGGAUCGUCCAUUGGAGGGAGAUUGUUCACUGGAGCUGCUUACAUUUGAUAAUGAAGAAGCUCAGGCAGUUUACUGGCAUUCAAGUGCUCACAUCCUUGGAGAGGCCAUGGAAAGUUAUUAUGGAGGCUGUUUGUGCUAUGGGCCACCUAUUGAGAAUGGAUUUUAUUAUGAUAUGUACAUUGAAGACAGAGGUGUAUCUAGUACAGAAUUCCCUACAUUGGAGAACACUUGUAAAAAUAUCAUAAAAGAGAAGCAGCCUUUUGAAAGACUAGAAGUCAGUAAGGAGAUACUACUAGAUAUGUUUAAGAGUUGUAAAAUGUUAGGAAUAAAAUGGUUUAUGUCAGAAUUAUUUUGUUGUAGGUGUGGUCCAUUGAUUGAUCUCUGCAGGGGCCCACAUGUGAGACACACUGGAAAAAUUAAAGCCUUAAAGAUUUUUAAGAAUUCUUCUACAUAUUGGGAGGGAAAGGCUGACAUGGAAACAUUGCAGAGAAUCUAUGGAAUAUCCUUCCCUGAUAACAAAAUGAUGAAGGAAUGGGAAAAAUUCCAAGAGGAAGCCAGAAAUCGGGAUCAUAGGAAAAUUGGAAAGGAGCAAGAACUUUUCUUCUUCCAUGAUCUGAGUCCAGGAAGCUGUUUUUUCCUCCCCAAAGGUGCCUUUCUUUAUAAUACACUCAUGGAUUUUAUACGAGAGGAAUAUCACAGGCGUAAUUUUACUGAAGUAGUAUCACCUAACAUCUACAACAGUAAACUCUGGGAAGCAUCAGGUCACUGGCAGCACUACAGUGAAAACAUGUUCUCAUUUGAUGUUGAGAAGGAAACAUUUGCCCUUAAGCCCAUGAACUGUCCAGGACAUUGCUUGAUGUUCGCUCAUCGCCCGCGCUCAUGGAGGGAAAUGCCUAUUAGACUUGCAGACUUUGGGGUUCUUCAUAGAAAUGAACUCUCGGGGACUUUGAGUGGUUUGACUCGAGUCAGGCGUUUCCAACAGGAUGAUGCACACAUAUUUUGCACAAUGGAACAGAUUGAGGAAGAAAUGAAAGGCUGUCUGAACUUUUUGAAGACAGUUUAUGCAGUGUUUGGUUUUACCUUUCAAUUGCAUCUUUCUACAAGACCUGAAAACUUCCUAGGAGAAGUAGAGAUCUGGGACCACGCAGAAAAGCAAUUACAAAACAGUUUGAAUGACUUUGGAGAGCCGUGGAAGUUGAAUCCAGGAGAUGGAGCAUUUUAUGGUCCUAAGAUUGAUAUUAAAAUCAAAGAUGCUAUUGGCAGGUACCAUCAGUGUGCUACCAUCCAACUUGACUUCCAGCUACCAAUCAGAUUUAACCUUACUUAUGUUGGUAAGGAUAGUGAUGAUAAGAAAAGGCCAGUGAUAAUUCAUAGAGCUAUUUUGGGCUCAGUGGAGAGAAUGAUAGCUAUUCUAGCAGAAAAUUAUGGAGGAAAAUGGCCUUUCUGGCUCUCUCCUCGCCAGGUCAUGGUUGUCCCUGUGGGGCCUACUUGUGAAAAAUAUGCUCAGCAGGUUUGCCAUGAAUUUUUUGAAGCCGGAUUUAUGGCUGAUGUUGAUCUAGAUCACAGCUGCACAUUAAACAAGAAAAUAAGAAAUGCACAGCUUGCACAGUAUAAUUUUAUUUUAGUGGUUGGAGAAAAGGAAAAAGCAAAUAAUGCUGUCAAUGUGCGAACAAGAGACAAUAAGGUUCAUGGAGAGAUUUUGAUAACGUCUGCCAUUGAAAAACUAAAGAAACUGAAGAAAUCACAUGCUUUAUAUGCAGAGGAAGAAUUCUGAAAUUGCUGCUAACUGGGAGCCAUGUUAACUGUAAAUGAAGCUGAUUAUUUUUCCUCUUCUCUCUAAUACUGUUGUGCUUAUUUGCAAGGUCUUUGAAUUAAUGCACAAAAAUGUAGCUGAUGUGGGUGCUUUUGGGAUAGUGUGAAGGACAGAUGCAAACCUUGGACUCCUCAAACAAUCACAUGAAUCCAUAGCAACUGGAAAAUUCCAUUUAGAAAAAAAACCCUACACCUAUGCUACAAAAUGUAUUGUUUCUGCUAUAUAAAUAAAGCUGGGGCUCUAUUAAAGUGAUCAAGAGAAAAACACUGGAAAGUGUACUUGCUGCUACUGCUAAAAAACUUAAUCAGAUAGUCAAAAGUAGCUAUGUAAUUUACUUGUCUGGCAUCAGAAACUUGGCAGCUUGUAGAUGAAAUUAAAAUGCUCCUCAUAUAUUUGUUUUGACAUCAGUUUUUCUCAAAUAUUUUUUGUUUGGGCCUGUCUAGUUCCUACUGGACUAAUGUCUACAGGCCAUACACGUGUUGGUACUAUUGUUGUAGGUCUCUGCAGCAAAGACAGGCACUGAAUGGGCAUUAAGAUUGAAUAACCACUUAUUUCAAAGGUGACCACCUAGAGAUAGGUUGAAAUAUACUGCCUAAGCAAUGUAGGCUGUUGUCUGUAGGGUUCUUGUUCUUUGAAUACAUGGAAAACCUCCAUUUAUAGUGCUGUAAACUUGACUCCUUUCACAAGUACUAAAUUCACUUUUAAAAGACUUAAUUUAAAAAAAAA